GGCUGCAGGCUGUGUGAACAUGGCCUAAGAUGCCCUAGGCGGGAGAAGGAAAUGUAAAUGGCUUCCAAAGUAAAAGAUGCUGUUGUUUGGUACCAGAAAAAGAUCGGAGCCUAUGACCAGCAGAUUUGGGAGAAAUCGGUGGAGCAAAGAGAAAUAAAGUUUAUUUCUCUGGGCUUGAGGAACAAGCCAAAGAAGACUGGACAUCUCAAACCAGAUCUGAUAGAUGUGGAUUUAGUCAGAGGUUCAGCGUUUGCCAAGGCCAAGCCAGAGAGUCCGUGGACGUCCCUGACCAGGAAGGGCAUCGUCAGAGUCGUCUUCUUCCCGUUCUUCUACCGAUGGUGGAUUCAGGUCACCUCCAAAGGCAUUUUCCUUCUCCUGUUGGCUCUGUAUCUGCUGCAAGUGGCAGCAGCCGCCCUGUAUGUGUCCAUCUCUCAGCCUCAUGGGAUCCCAGUCACAGAGGUGUUCGGAGCCAUCUGGCUCAUGUUGCUGCUGGGAACCGUCCACUGUCAGAUCGUCUCCACCAGAACCCCCAAACCCACCUCCAGCAGCGGGGGGAAGAGACGCAGGAAGUUGAGGAAGGCAUCUCAGAUGGAGGUGCAUAGGGAAGGAGACGGGUCUAGCACUACCGAUAACACACAGGAGGGGGCGCCACACUCUCACUCAGCCAGCACCACAUACAGCCUGGGCGCUUUCUUCCAAGAUUUCUGGCAUGAUAUCUGUAAAGCUGGAUCUAAGAAGUCCAAGCUGUCCAUCGAUAAAUCGACAGAGACAGAUAACGGCUACGUGUCUCUGGAUGGUCGGGUGACCAACCGCAGCACCGAGGAGGGGCUUCAGCUGCCAGAGCAGAAAUGUGACCUACUGACCCGGCCAGACGAGGCGUGCUGGACCCCUCACAUCCAGCCCUCAUACUCUCACGCACCGCACAGCUCAGGGCUGCUCAUGGCAGGUGGCAAUAAGGAGCCUGCAUCUGAUGAAGCUUCUAGUGAGGAGGAUCCUGAAGCGUCCUACAGCGCCCUCCGCAGGGCAUCCGAGAGAAAGAACAGCGACUGUACACUCAGAAACCGCAAAAACACACAUCUUUACAAGAAACACUACACUGUGGAGGAUGUUCCCAAAUCCGGCACCAGCUGCAGCUCCAGAUGUUCCAGCAUGAGAACCCAGGACUCUGAGAGCACUCGGCAUGAGUCGGAAACAGAGGACCUGAUGUGGGAGGACUUCCUGCACUGUGCAGAAUGCAGGUCGUCCUGCACCUCAGAGACAGAGGGAGAAGGAGGAGGGACAUCUGUAUGUCCUCCAUCUUAUGAGGAUAUCAGCGACUCGGAGGACGAAGAAGAGCAACCGGAGAUCGAACAGCCCAGCGAGGAGGAAGAGGAGAGUGAUCCCGGCAGCAUCUUCUCCGACCCGAAGCAACCACCGACAGAGCACAAGACCCUCCGAACAGGACAGCACCGGGCCGAGGAGCUCAGUGCACUCCCAGAUGACGCCCGAGAGCAAGCCGUUAACGGUGGGUGGACAGGCCCCUGGGAAUUGACCACCUGGGCACAUCUAAUUUUGGAGGUCAUCAACGACUGCACAAUACCAAUAGUAGAUCUGCCGGAUGUACCAAGAGAAGAUGGGGUGCGCAGCUCAGAUAUGUAUUACUACACCACUGAGGUUGGCGACGCUCUUCACUCUACCUGGAGGUACAGCUGCCCUGAUCCCGAUAAAGCUCCUACGGCUAAGUGGGCCCUACGAGCCUGUGAUAUGGAUUUCCAGGAUCUGCUAGCAGAAUUGGAAGGCUACUGCAACAACCCGUCCGCGCUGCCAGACUUCGGCAUGGACCUGCCUUCGCCUCUGCAGCCUUCGCCGGAACAUCCCACCCUUUCCGUCUCAGUCAAAGGGCGGACCACUUCGCGCUCAUCUCCGCCUGAUACGGGCCGAGGCGCCAAGAAGUCUCUAACCCCUAUCGGCCUGUAA
Molecule: messenger RNA, 1956 nt
Organism: Xiphophorus hellerii (green swordtail)
Lineage: Eukaryota; Metazoa; Chordata; Actinopteri; Cyprinodontiformes; Poeciliidae
Gene: phtf2
Product: putative homeodomain transcription factor 2
Exons: 17
Coding region: 58-1956 (632 amino acids)
Cellular component (GO): endoplasmic reticulum
Source: RefSeq, a predicted model, not a curated record